UACAGUUUCAGUGUUUAUGAUCCGAACAAUCUGUCAAGUAGUGCCGUGCAAAUUCCGUCGCUUGUGUCAUCCGUGACCGUCAGCGAAGGAUCAAUCGGACCAUAUUUGUGUUAAAAUACUUGUUUUCUAAUAAUUUUACAAAAUGUCUAGGCCAGGAGAUAGACCUAAUCAAGCGCAGACGUAUAAACUAGUCGUCGUGGGCGGUGGUGGUGUUGGGAAAAGUGCUAUCACUAUACAAUUUAUCCAGAGCUAUUUCGUGACCGACUAUGACCCUACAAUUGAAGACAGCUACACGAAGCAAUGCGUGAUAGACGAUAUUCCCGCGAAAUUGGACAUCCUGGACACAGCGGGUCAGGAGGAGUUCUCCGCCAUGCGCGAACAAUACAUGCGCUCAGGCGAAGGCUUCCUCCUCGUAUUCUCCGUGGCUGAACACUCCAGCUUCGACGAGCUAUACAAGUUCCACAAGCAGAUCCUACGCGUCAAGGACCGGGACGAGUUCCCCAUGCUCAUGGUGGGGAAUAAAGCUGAUUUGGAGGCGCAGAGAGUGGUAUCACUAGAAGAGGCCCAAGCCCUCUCUCGCCAGCUCAAAGUGCCAUACAUCGAGUGCAGCGCCAAGGCCCGCAUGAACGUCGACCAGGCCUUCCACGAACUUGUGCGCCUCGUACGCCGGUUCCAGGAGGCCGAGAGAGUCCACAUCAAGGCCGAGCACGGCAGAAAGAGCAGGAAAUGCGCGAUUUUGUAACGUACGUAAGGUUUUGUGUUCAGAUGCUGUUAAGUCUUUGCUGGAAGUCAAGGUUAGAACACCAAUGUAUUGAGUACCGGUACGUUUAAGAUUGAAGUUUUUUUUUGUAACUCAAUGCAGCCAAAGCCGUCUGCGGGAAAUUCCGUACACGUACAUGUUUAAAUUGAUUACAAUUUAAUUGUUUCAUUUGUGUAACGAAAUUAGUCAUACAUAUAGUUAUAUUUCGUUACACAAAGGAAUCAAUUAAAUUUUGACGGGAACCUUUAACUAUGUUCAAUUUGAAGAAAUGGCUCCAUGAUUUUAGCAAUGUUGAGGCUCUGUAUUAUACGAAAGAUCGGGUCGAAAUGAAAACUUAUUUACUACUAAUGAAUCUUAAUAUAAGAUUUAACAUAACAAAAUUUAAAUCAAUCUAACUGGGAAAGAAACGAUAAAAGAAAGAUCAUUAUUAAUUUAAUUAACAGCAAAGCUAAGACUUAGCAGUAGAUUAGGAAUAAAUGAAACUAGCUAGCGGUCAUGUUUGCCCUUAAAACCUUUGUUCAGGUUUAUAGAGUCACAUCUAUGACUGUCCAGUCAGUAUCAAAAAUUCAAAAGUAGCGGAUCAGACUACGCGUGAAAAGUAUCAUUCUCUCAUAACUUGACAAAAAUAAAUAUGUCUCUAUAGACAUAUAGCAUAUUACAAAUACUUUUAAACGCAAACUGUCGUGAUUUAUCUCUAUGUGGAAAAGUAAUCGGGGGUGACAGAUACUUUAUACGCGUUGUUUCAUACUCUACUAUUGAAGCUUACUGUACACUGUACACUAUAUCUAGCUAAACAGAGCUGUACCUCUAAUAAUCUGAACAUGUAAAACAUAUUUUUAUAUCACAAUAUUUAAUAUUUAUUUUUUGUUCCGUGAGAUUUGUUUUUCUACUCUUUCUUUACAUUUUUUUAAAGCAUAGACUAUUUUAAGUCUAGGUAUUUAUUCUUAUUUUUUUAGGUUGUUCUUAAGCUUUAUUACGGGAUAGUUAUGAUUUGUUGGUGGAUGCAUUUAUUGUUUCAAAUAUUAAGAGUAAAAAAAUAAUUACAAUGCAUCAAUUACAUUUUUGUUGUUAUUUUUCCAUAUAUUAUUUUAGAGGUGCUAUAUUUCUUUUACUAGUGCCAUACUUCAAAUUACUACUGAGAGAAAAGAACACCAAAUAUCGCUUUAAAAUUAAGGCUUUAAUUUUAACAGUUAUUUUGCUGUAUUGUUAAUGUAUACGGCCAUUUAGAUAUACCGAAUUUAAGGUUGAAUAAGGCUUAUGUUUGUCAAAAAGAUAUAUAUAGUUAUCGUGUAGCAAAAAUUUUACAUACAAUUUUUAUUACAAAAUUUCGUUACACAAUGGAACUUACUAAAUUUUAAACUAAGUAAGCUUUUGAUAUAAGCUUUAUUUUAAUUUUCUUCUCUUAUCAAUUCAACUCGUAUAAUGGUCGUAUACAUUUAAUUAGCGCUAUAUGAAGGCGGUGCUAACAUUAUCGACUUAGCUUUUAGCAGUAUAUCUUUAUACAUUUUUGAGUCAUUUUGUCGAUGGGAUUUGAUCCCGAUUAAUCACCGAAGAAGGGUAAAAUUAGAAAAAAAAAGUUGAAAAAUUGUUUAUAUUGACUACUGAAAUAAGGGUGGAUAUAGUAAGGUAAGGUUGACCGGGCUAAAGCGACUAUGGGGCUAUUGUCUAUUUGAGUUCUUUUUUUAAACUACGUGAAUAUAUAAGAGCUCCUCAUCUUGGGACAAUACCCUGAGCUACUUGGAAAUAAAACGUAACAGAGGGCGUUCCGACCAAUCGUAUUCAAGAAAUAACAAAUAGACGCAAUAAACCCAUAGUUGCAUUUACUCCUUAGUUUCAUGUCACCCUGUGCGGCCUGGGCCAUUUAAAUAAAGAAGACUUUCAAUCACGCAUCAAGAGUCUAAGGUAUUCUUUACUUUUACCUCCCUUGAUGUGUGUAAAUAACUAUUCUCUCCCAUUAUUAAGUUGUAUUUAAUACUAAGAAAAUCAGUAACAAAACUAGGACGUCCCCCGAACGUUUGUAAACCAAAUACUAAUGUUUAUGUAUUUUGUUAUUAACAGUUUUUCGGUAUUUUAAUAUUAGCUAGCUGUAGUCUUGUAAUUCGAUGUUCAACGGCUGAAAAGGGACACUGUUUCUUUUAACUGGCUGAUCUGAAUAAUUGAAUUAUUUUGAAAAUCCAGAAAAUAUUUUAAUAUUAGUGAGAACUUGAAAUGUGUUUGACGCAAACGACAUUAAUCUAUUUUAUUUAUCUCAACGUGCUUAAAAUAUAUCUCAACGUGAUUUAGGGCAUUCCACGAGAGUGUCGCAUACUAUUCUAAUAAGUACUUGUGAAAAUGCAGAGAAAGCGAUAUUGGGUCUGGUAAUAUUUUAUGACUUGACUAGUAAAUUGGCAGUAUAUUUUCGAGCUUUACGGAUUUCAUUGAGGUAGCUGCCAUACAAAGCAAAAGCGUUGCAUAGGCGUAUUUCUCGCGGAAUGCCGUACUUGUGUUUAUUUACUAAAAAUAUAUUUAAAUAAUGGGAAUAUAUUUAAAAGAUCAGUGUCAGUUUUGAGCCAGCACAACAAUAAUUACAUAAUAGGAUGCACAUUUUGUAGUUGUUUUGUAAAGAGAUAUACAAUAAAUAUAUUUUUGUAACGUUGUA
Messenger RNA from Cydia splendana, 3398 nucleotides. RefSeq names its product ras-like protein 2 (gene Ras64B). Gene Ontology annotation, cellular component: plasma membrane. The record is from RefSeq and is a predicted model, not a curated record. Bases 143 to 742 code for a protein of 199 amino acids. Gene Ontology annotation, biological process: Ras protein signal transduction. The transcript is spliced from 4 exons. NCBI's taxonomy places the organism in Eukaryota, Metazoa, Arthropoda, Insecta, Lepidoptera, Tortricidae. Gene Ontology annotation, molecular function: GTP binding; GTPase activity; GDP binding.